AGUGUUCUUCAUGUGAAUUUUAGAAUUCGUUAACAGCGCCCUCUCGAACAUCCGUUUACAUGGGUCCCUAUCUAAUUCAUGUAUAAGCUUGUUCGUUUCUUUUCCGGUUUAUCAAAAUGGUAGGGUAGUGCGAAUAGAGUUUAUUGUAUUUAUAAAAUCAAUAAAGUUCUGAUUUAUCUGUGUUAAUCGAUAUAAAUAAAAUCCUUUGUUGAAUUUCUAAAGUAUCAAAGGAAGUUAACAAAAAUUAUUUCCUUUUCAGGGUAUCGAUAUAAACCAUAAACACGAUAGGAAAGUUCGGCGUACAGAACCUAAAUCGCAAGAUGUCUAUUUACGACUUCUCGUUAAAGUAAGUAUUUUUACAUGCAUUCCUAACUAUUUCUUUUUCAUUAUGUCUUAAACUUUGUAUCAAUUAUAUUCUGGAUUUUAUUUAACGAAGUGAAUAUUCUAAUUUAACCUAUGUUGAAAGUGAAUUGUUUAUUACUGAAGUGUACUAUAUUGUUGUCAUAAACACGUGAGAUUUGAGACAGAUGAAUUCCUUUUGCGAACAGCACUCUGUAUCAGUGCUAUUAUAGACUGAUUCAAUUUUGUACGUUCGCUAGAAAAUAUUUAGUCAACUUUCCUAUUCCGUCUUUUUGUCUUGUGCAAAAGAUGAUUAUACUAGUUGAUACAAUAUUAUUCAAACGUUAUAUAAGAAUUAGAAUGCAUAAUCUGUGUUAAUCAUAUUGAAAUUUAUUAUUUUUAUAAUCAUAUUGAAAUUAUAAAAAAUUAAUGUGAUUUAUCGAAGUAUUUGUUUAUAUGAUGUUUUUCUUUGCUAUAGCUUUAUCGUUUCCUAGCUAGACGCACAAACUCUAAGUUUAAUAAAAUUGUCCUCAAAAGACUUUUUAUGAGCAAGAUACACCGUCCUCCAAUAUCUCUUGCACGUAUAGUCAGAUUUAUGAAGAAGCCUGGACGAGAAAAUGCUAUUGCUGUAAUUGUUGGUACUGUGACAGAUGAUGCUAGGAUUUUUGAAAUUCCUAAAUUAACAAUUUGUGCUUUACGUGUUACUGCAAGAGCUAGAGCUCGUAUAUUAAAAGCUGGAGGUGAAUUGAUUACUUUUGAUCAAUUAGCAUUACGUGCACCUACUGGAAAACGGACAGUUUUAAUGCAAGGUCGUCGUAAAGCUCGUGAAGCGGUAAAACACUUUGGACCUGCACCUGGUGUACCACAUUCUCAUACAAAACCAUUAGUAUGUUCUAAAGGUCGAAAGUUUGAAAGAGCACGAGGCCGUAGGCGUAGCUGUGGUUAUAAGAAAUAAAUUUUGUUUAUUUGCCAUCAUUUAUUAUACCAUACUGUUACAUUGACUUGGAAUAUUUAGACAUUUUGUCUACCUCUACAUCCGUUUAUAUGACAAGUUAAGGUAGUUGGAAAAUAAAUGUUGGCUUCGUAAUAAGAUCUUUAUAUAUUAAUUUUAUGUAUUAAUUCCUUCAUUUUUUACAAAGCGUACAAUUAAAACAUACAUAUAAGAUACAAGUUUAAAUGUACUACAUAGUAAGUAAUACUUCAUGUUCCAUUUUUGUUUUCUUCUGGAUUUUCUAUUAGCUCUUCUGGCUUUUCUUCAUCGUCUGAUUGUGUUUCUUCUGAAGCAGUAACAACCGGAAAAUAUAGCCUUGAUUCCUCUAUACCUUUGUCUGGAUUUUCACUUACAUGAUAAGGUCCAAUACCAGCAAAUCCUAAAAAUGCUUCGCAUCCUAUUUUCUUUACAACGCAUACAAAUAUCUCGUAUCUAAAAAUUAACAUUUAGCAGUUUUAUGUUUAAUUUUAAGUCUUAAAUCUUUCUUAAUAUUUACCCUGUUCUUUCUCUUGUAUUUAAUUCAAAGUCCGUAAUAUUCUUUGCUAUAAGUUUUGCUUCUGGUGGUUUAUCAGAUUCGAAAAUCCCGAAGUUAACUACUUCAUCUUCAAAUUCUUGUAAAACCAUUCUCAGCUCGUUUUUUCUUGUAUAGUCAUAUUUGAAUACUACUAUAGGUACUUUCGCGGUUUUAUCUUCGUACUAAAAAUUAUAAUGUUUUAUACAUGCUCUACAGUUUAUUUUAGAAAUACUUUUUUAAUUUAGAACUUACCGGAUAUGUACUAUUAGUAUAUGUGGGAAAAAUUGUACGAAAAGUAAUUGCUUUAUUUCGACAAUUUGGUGGUGUCCAUGCGAUUGGGAAAAUCUCAUUUUCAUUCGUUAUGUAGGCAGGUCGAUGUCGUAUGGCAUAACUAAAGAAGAAAGUUAAUCAAAUUUAGAUUAAGACCAAAUUUAGCUUUCGAAUUAAAAUAUCAAAUAUUUUAUUAUGAAACAUGUUGAUUUGAGAGAAUAAUUUUAUUAAGCAUUAUGCAAUCUAGGUACACACCAUUCUUCGUUGAGAAUUGUUUCUGCAUUGGGUAAUUUCGGUUCUCCAAAUAAAAGAUUUAAUAAAUAUUCAUGAAUAUCGGUUUCUGGUUUUGUUUCACUAAAUUUUAAUCGCAUAAACAUACAUUUCCCAUCUAGGAGCAGUUGUUUAGUAUUUGGUGAUAAUACGUAAUCAGACUGUGAAAAUUGUUUAAUUUAAAAAGACUGCCAUCAAAUAAUUUUUGUUAGUGAUAUGUUGAUACAUCACUUCAUUAAACAUCGUGGAUAGAAUAUCCUCAUUGAGUCGUUUUCGUAUUUCUUGUUCGACAGUGUAAUUUCCUAGUAGUAUUUCUUCAAUUAAUUCUACAUACGGUGGACUUGAUUUUUUAUCUCUUUUAUGACCUUCUUCAUCUUUAAAAAUCCAUGGAUAAAGUAAAAGACAUGUUUCUUUAUUCAGUGAAGUAGUCAGAUGCAACAUUUCAGCUUCAUAUCGUGCUACAACUUCAGCUUCUGUUUAAUAUAUUAAUAUAUAUAUAUAUAUACA
Heterotrigona itama is the source of this 2891-nucleotide messenger RNA. NCBI's taxonomy places the organism in Eukaryota, Metazoa, Arthropoda, Insecta, Hymenoptera, Apidae. The record is from the annotation of a GenBank genome assembly.